AAAGAGGGGCCUGAAAUGCACAGCAGACUUGCGGAUCGUUUGAAAGAGGUACAGCAGAUCCGUGAGCAGCAUCCAAGCAAAAUCCCGGUCAUCAUUGAAAGAUACAAGGGGGAGAAGCAGCUGCCUGUGCUGGAUAAGACCAAAUUUCUAGUCCCUGACCACGUGAAUAUGAGCGAAUUGGUAAAAAUUAUCCGGCGCCGCCUGCAGCUGAACCCUACCCAGGCCUUCUUCCUGCUGGUGAACCAGCACAGCAUGGUGAGCGUCUCCACCCCCAUCUCGGAGAUCUACGAGCAGGAGAAGGACGAGGACGGCUUCCUCUACAUGGUCUAUGCCUCGCAGGAGACCUUCGGCUACUGAGACGGGCGCAUGGCACGCGGGGACAGACUGAAACUGCACACGGGCCCCACCCCCUGCCCUGGGAAGAUGAUGUGGCUAGAGGCUCACAGCACAAGGAUCCAUGCAGCCCAUCCCCACCCCCAUAAAGGCAGAGCCAAAGCUAGUGUGGUGUGUGAGACUCACACCUCCCUCCCUUUGUGUAAUUGUCCCUACGCAGAGCACUAGGUCCCUCGCCUCCCCAUCCCACCUCCUCAGCAGUAACUUCAGCUGCUCUCAUUGUAGUGUGUGCGUGUGCGUGUGUUCUUUGCCAGGUCGGCCCGGGCUGGUGGGGGGCAGUUCAAGGAGGGGGCAUCUCUUUGACCAGUACUGCGGGCCAGGGCCUGACUCUAAUUAAGGGCAGGAAGUCUGCAAAACAAAAAACAAGCCAACAAACAAAAUCAUUGCUCUUGAGUUUUAAUUGAUUUUAAUUACACGCAUAUCAAAUUCUUGGUGCUACCGAGUAGGUGUAGGUGUCUCUAGGACUGUGGAUAAUGUAUAUCCGUUAGAUUUAUUUUAUUAUUAUUGGUUUUUAUUUUUAAUGGGGGGAUAAUUUGCCUGUAUUCUGUAGAUAAAUAAACUGAGCUUCUUUGCACUUUAAAAUGUAGCAGUGGAAUUAGCCUAAUUUAUCCAGCUCUGACACACAGCACUGCUUCUCUGGCAACUUUGGACCUUGAUUUCCUUUGUUCUCUUUUUUUUUUUUUGGUUUGUUUUUAAAACCAGUUCCAGGCUCCCCUCACCUCUCUGCAUUGCAUGUGGUGUUUUGGUCCUAUUGUGGCAGAGACUCUACUUGAGAAAUGUACUGAUCUACAUUUCCCCUUUUUCAUGUACUAUACCAAAAAGAUGUAUAUGAAAAAACCCGACCCAGUGAAAUCUAUAGAGAAAUCGAUACAUAUACCUACAAAUAAAUAUGGAUUCAAGUCA
Molecule: messenger RNA, 1296 nt
Organism: Pelodiscus sinensis (Chinese soft-shelled turtle)
Lineage: Eukaryota; Metazoa; Chordata; Testudines; Trionychidae
Source: RefSeq, a predicted model, not a curated record